UUGCUCCUCCUCUCCUCCAGGCUGCUGAUCUUCAUCUGCAGACGUUGCCAAUGCAAUGACUCUUUUUGGACGUUAUCAUGGUUACCCGUAAUCCUGGUGACCCGUCAGUCUGGUGCCAUCCUUCUCUGCUCCUGUGCAGUCAGUCGAGGCGAUGCAUGUCAUGGGCAGCGUCUCCCCGGCCAACAACGUCGAAGGGUUAUCCUUUAACCAGGACGUAGCUGUUGCUGAAGCAAUGUCGCCACCUUCCUCUUUGACAUUUUCACACAACAGUAAAAAUGGGGCGAGACUACAAGACAGUCCUGCACCUCCUCCUCCUCCGCCUCCUGCUCCCCUUCCUCCUCCACCGCCUCCUCCUCCUCUGCUACCAACAGGAGGAGGACUGAAGAAGAAGAAGAGGGUGAGGAGCUUCUUCUGGAAAACGAUUCCAGCGGAGCAGGUCAAAGGUCACGCCAACCUUUGGACUCAGGGUCAAGUCCAGCAGGAUUUCCAGAUCGACGUAAAGAAAAUCGAGGAGCUUUUCACUCAGAACGACGGCCCGCCGGCCUCCAAGGCCACGCCCACCAGAGGAGGGAAGACCCGGUUGUCGUUCAGGGAGGCUAAAGACGAGGUCUCCAUUCUAGACGCCAAACGAGGGCUGAACAUCUCAAUCUUUCUAAAACAGUUCAAGAGGUCCAAUCAGGCAAUAGUGGAUGACAUUCACCAUGGCAACAGUGAAUCAUUUGGGGCGGAGCCUCUGAGAGAGCUGCUGAAGCUGCUUCCAGAGAAAGAGGAGGUGAAGAAGCUGAAGGCGUACCGAGGCGACGUCUCUAAGCUCUCAUUGGCCGAUUCCUUCAUCUAUCUGCUGACUCAGCUGCCCAGUUACUCUGUCCGCAUUGAGUCCAUGCUGUUAAAGGAAGAGUUCCCUGGUGCCUGUGAGGCCAUGAAACAAGAUUUAAAAACUCUUCGCUCUGCUGCCAAAGAAUUAAUGUGCUGUAAGGAGCUCCACGCUGUUCUGCACUUGGUGCUGCAGGCCGGAAACAUCCUCAACGCUGGAGGUUCUGCAGGAGACGCUGUGGGCUUUAAGCUGUCCUCCCUUCUGUCUCUUGCAGACACCAAGUCCAACAAACCGGGGAUGAACCUGCUGCACUUUGUGGCUCUGGAAGCUCAGAAAAAAGACAAACAUCUGCUGGAGUUUCCCCUGAAACUUCCCAACAUCCAGGCUGCAUCCAGGAUCUCUUUGGAAACGCUGGAAGCUGAACUGCAGCUGCUGACGUCUCGCACGCGCUCAGUAGAGGAGAGCAUCCAGAAGGAAACAGAGCUGCUGCAGCAGCUGGACAGCUUCCUGCAGAGCGCCACGAUGUCCCUGUGUUCGCUGCGCGGCAGCCAGCAGCAGCUGAAGAAGGAAGGCAGAGAGCUGGUGGACUUCUUCUGUGAGGACAGGGACACCUUCAGGCUGGACGACUGUUUCAGCAUCUUCCACACCUUCUGCACCAAAUUCACAAACGCUGUCAAGGAAAACAAAGAGAGGGAGGCAAAAGAAGCAGCUUGUCGUCAGCGAAUGCGCGAGGAGGAGCUGAAGCGACACUCUUGGUCUGGAGGAGAGGAGGUAUCUGGAGCCUUCGGCUCACGCUGCCGCAGUGAGACAGACAUGUCAGCUGCAGCGACCAGGGAUGAGGCUGGACUUCUGCUCGACCUCCUGACAAGGUCCCGCUCCUCUCUGAAUACCAACCACAUCAGUCGGGGACGCUCGGGGAACUUCCAGCGAAGCCGUAGGUCUCCUUCCAGCUCACCGUCUCUGGCUGCAGAGCGAGACCUGAGCGCACUGUUGGAGAAGUCCAACGACCUCAGAGUUCCUCGGCAGAGAGGCAAGGAGGACACGAGGAAAACCUCCCCAUCAGCCUCCUCUAAACACGAGCUUCGGAGUUUAGGACUCUCUCCUUCUAAAGUAUUGACUGUCUCGCCAACGCACUUAGCAAUCCCCUCUAGCAGGAACGAAGAAAACACCAACGAUACGGACAUAAUUUACCUGAGCUUAGAUAGUAAGACAGAAAUGAACAAAGAGGAAAUUCCUAUCAAAUCUACCUCUGAUUCAAAACAGGAAUCUGAGCUCCAUGACAACGGGAGAAGCCAACCUUUUCCUGGUUUUAAGGGUCAGGAGACUGGUUGGAGGAUUAAAAGUGAUGAUCAGAUUUCCAGCGGACAGAGCAGCGGUGCUGCUAAAGGAAACAUGUCUGUGGUUUUGGAGAAAUGUACCCUGGUACCUGAGCUAAAAGUGUUUGACAGUACCACCACCCAGACGGGCCGCGAUGAAGACCACUGUACCGACCAUCGCACCAUGACUACACGCCUGGAAGAAGAGGGGGUAGACAAACUGCAAAAUGACGAGAAGAAAUCUUCAAGAGCACCAAAAGAGAAGACAGAGGAGCAAGAAGCCAAGGUGAUCGUCUGGUGUGUGACUGGUGUGUGUGAAGCAACUGGUGAAAAUGCACAACCGGACACCGAUGGAGAGGGACUGAAUGGUGAAAACCAACAAACGUCCUUGAUAACGGCCAAUCAGGAGUGUUCAGACGCUCAGCUGGACUGUAAAGGCACAGAGUCGGUCCCAAUCAGCAGCCAGCCCGUCUCCCACUUCAACAACCCUGAUUCUUCCCCUGGAUUGCAUCCUGUAAAACCUGCAUCAGCCGAACCAGAACCACAGGCAACAAAGGCUUCCCCAGCCAGUGGGGACCCUGCAUCAACCUUUGAUGGCCUGGUGUCAGCCAGUCCAGGUUCUCCUACUGCAGAGGCACCGGCGAAAGAUCAGAAAACAGACAAUCCAGAGACAGAGGAGGAGAAAUCAACUAAUGUGGUACCUUGCUCAGAGAAAAAAUCUGAUAAUAGAAGCACAAACAGAAGGACCUUGAAGCAAAAGACAGCAGAAGAUUCUUCCACUGGUGGUAAAACAAAAAGAGCAAACUCAGCCAAAGUCUCCACCAAGAAGUUGCCGAAUUCCAACUCUGGAAGCACUGGGAUGAAACCAUCAAACACAACCUCUACAGGUGGGAGAUCUGUCCGUACUCUCACCAGCUCUGAGGACCAGAGCAUGAGACGAGUUGUUCCCAUUACAAGGAUGAACCCCGGUUCUUCAUCCAGAGACAGAAAGGAUGAAAAGCCAGGAGCUUACACGCGGGGGUCCUCCAGAACCGCAGCACACUCUGGUCCAAACAUCUCCACCCUCAACAGCUCAUCCACCCGUCGAGGAGAGAGGCCCAGAACUGCUCCGUCAACCCAGCGUCCGAGCACCACUAAGACACCAGAGUCCAAAGAACUGAGAGAGCAGAACCAGGACUCACAGGGGAGGCCGCCUGUCCGGAAACCCUUAACGAAACCCAAAACUCAAACAGAGGAGAAAAUGUGUCUCUCCAAGCUCCGGGCGCUCAAUCAGGCUGGAAAUAGGGGCAGUGUCAGCGCUCCUGUCACGCCUUUGCACAAAUCAAGAUCCCCUUCAUCGUCAGUGCUUCCUGGUUUUACCCGAAGCACAGCAUCCUCUUCUUUCAGAAGGACAAAACCUCCUCUGGGGGCUUCUCAUUCCUCCAACAGUAGUUCCCCUAAAGCCACCCCCAACACUUCCUCCGCUCCCUCGGCUGCUUCUUCAUCCCCUUUUACCAAAACAGCCUCUUCCAGAUCAAAGGAUCCCAACGUGUCCUCCUCGUCCUCUUUAAGGAGGUCUCACAGCAACAGAUCACCUGCUCCAUCUCCCCGACACGGCUCCCUGGCGCCCUCUAAAGGCCACAGACGAAAAGACAGUGGGAGUCUCUCUGACAAGUCAACCCAGUCCAAAGAGUCGACCAAAGCCAGCAGACCCAGCUGGAGAUAACAGAUGGAAACAUUAAGUCUCUGAUUCUGGAAGCUCAAAGUAAACUACAGAGUCCAGAGGAUUCAUCCUGAAACUAAAACACCUACCUUGUUCUUUCAGGAUGAGGAACUUCUCUAAUGAGCUGUUUAUUAUGGGUGCAAGGAUGUAAACAUUGAAAAACGCUAAAUGUGUUGAUCAUGUGCUUUAAAAGGUCAACAGAGAACACAUUCAGAGAGGGAGACUAAGCUAUUGUCAGAUCUGUGUGAAAUGUUUAUAUAUGCAUAAAAUAUUAUGGGGUUGCACAAUGGAACAGUUAGUAACACUGUUUGCAGUAAGAAGUCCCUGGGUCUAGAUAUGGACCCGGGGUCUUUCUGCUUCUUCUCCUGUACAGGCAUGAGUUCCCUCCGGGUUCUAUGGCUUCUCUCAAC
This is a messenger RNA of Cyprinodon variegatus (sheepshead minnow), 4242 nucleotides long. RefSeq names its product FH2 domain-containing protein 1-like. The record is from RefSeq and is a predicted model, not a curated record. The transcript has 13 exons. The coding region runs from base 152 to 3835 and encodes 1227 amino acids. NCBI's taxonomy places the organism in Eukaryota, Metazoa, Chordata, Actinopteri, Cyprinodontiformes, Cyprinodontidae.